Messenger RNA from Triticum dicoccoides, 536 nucleotides. RefSeq lists its product as uncharacterized. NCBI's taxonomy places the organism in Eukaryota, Viridiplantae, Streptophyta, Magnoliopsida, Poales, Poaceae. Bases 88 to 432 code for a protein of 114 amino acids. The transcript is spliced from 7 exons. The record is from RefSeq and is a predicted model, not a curated record.
GCCCGCGGUGGGGGAGCAGCGACGCCGGCCUGUUGGGAUGGAGCAGCGAGGCACAAGCUUGGUGGUUGUGGUUCAGAGAGUAGCACCAUGCAUUGCAUGAUGACUGUUGGUGAUCUUUGCAAGACAAUGAGAUAUGGUCAUUCUCAAAAAGGGUCAAUCAGUUCUUCGUUUGUAUUGCUGCUCGGGGAGGCUCUCUACUCGUUUGCUGCACGUCAGUGUCGUUGCCGAGCAAGGUUCAGAUCCAUGCUUGCGCGGUUUAUCCAGGAAAGCCAUACCUUUCGGCGGUUGUUUCGCUUGAAGAUCCUGGGUGCUUUGCCUUCUCUAAUCGUCUUGUCUCCUGCUGCUUCACUUCCCCAGGUCCUACUCUUGUUGCCUUCAAUUGCUUUGUCGUCUACCACUUUGUUAGCUCACCAAUUCCAUGUUGGCUGUUAAGGUUUGUUUCUGCACCUCAGUUUUUAGUUUUGUUUCCUUUUGUUUCUGUGUAUUACCUAAUGCUUUAUUCUGGUACUAACCAAUUAUCAUGUGUGUUCUUUCUU